AUGUUUGUACUCGGAGGGUGCUGGUCCGAACAAUCUGACCAUGGGGAAAAGGUGAAGAGCAUUCAAUUCCCCUCGACUACCGUCGACAGCUAUAUCCUGCAACUGGAGCAGCGACUGGAGAAGAUGGAAGCGUCAAUACGGCAGCUCCAGGACCAUAGGUCAUCGGCGCCCAUAGACGGCAAAGAAUCGAGAGGAGGCCCGAGUAGGGGGCCAGAAGACCCACUGAAAGAUGUACAGGACUCUUCAACCGGCUCAGCAGCAGCACCAGAUCCCAGGGACCAGAAUACAACAGAGCCUCUGGGAGAAAUUGAUGCAUCUGAGAGCUCGGUAGACGGUAUGGGAGCGCUUCAGUUCACAGACGAAGAGGAUUGUGGUUUCUUCGGGCCUUCUUCUAAUAUUGCAUUUCUGCGCUAUAUAUCUCGAGCGAUAGCAAAGACAAGUCCGCAUAGGGAGCCGGCCCUUGUUCCGUCUCCGUCGCAGAGGAACUGCACGGUCAACGGUGCCAAAUCCCCAUCUACAGGCCAUCCAGUGAGUGUUGAGAACCUUAAUUUGAGCGCGGCAGUCAACAUCUACGCUCUACCAAGCGAGGAGCGUACGUGGAGUCUUAUUCAGCAGUACUUCUAUAAGACCGGACAGCUUCUGCCUUUUAUCCAUGAGCAAUCAUUCUGCGAGACAUACUUUCAGAUGAAGAAGGAAAGAUUUCGCAAGGUCCGUAGGACCUGGCUCGGUCUGCUCAACAUCGUCCUCGCUAUCGCAGCAAGUCUGUCAACCAAAGGUGACAUGCCAGCGGAGAAGCGGAUACAGGAAUCCGACGUGUACUAUCAAAGAGCAAAUGGCCUCUGUGAUCGAGAUUCCAGACGAAACGCCAGCUUAGAGAUGGUGCAAUAUCUCCUAAUCCUGGGUCAAUACCUACAAGGUACUCAAAAGUCAGUGCAAGCUUGGACUGCACAUGGGUUGGCAAUAUCUGCGGCGUAUCAAUUGGGUCUACACUCUCCAGAUGCAAAUCGGGGAUUUCCUCCAACGGAAUGUGAGACUCGUAAACGCACCUGGUUUGGAUGUGUCCUUCUUGACCGUACUCUGAGCAUGACUUUCGGUCGCCCGUGUACUAUCCCUGAAUUUUACGUGAAGCUGGAAAUGCCCUCUCAGGACUUGCAAAUGUUAACCUCGCCUGUGGGGUCUGAUACUCAUCGAAUGUUGGACGGCUCUUUCUUUACGGCUGCAGUAAAGCUAUACGUCAUACUUUACAACGUGCUCGAAUCAUGCUAUGGGGCCAAUCUAGGAUUCGUUGUUUCCACGAGCCCCAUAGACGCCAUGUCCGGGAUCCUCGAAGGGCAGCGCCAGCUCGAUGAAUGGCGACUUCAGCAAUUGCCCUCCCUGGGCCUGAAAGUCUGGGAUAGCCCCUUAAGUCUGGAGGAUGUUGAGAAGAUGGAUACAGGCUCGAUAAUCCGUCAUCGAUUUGAGGUUGUCCUUUCCGUGCGCUAUAAUAACCUUCGAAUCCUCGUGCAUCGCCGCUGCUUAGAGAGCCUCCUUGACCCAACCCAGACGCAAGGUGACACGCUGGUGAAAUCUGAAAUGCGGCUGCUUCAGCAAAUGGGACUGAGCAGCGUUAUCAGCUGCGUUGAAUCCGCUAUGUCGAUUAUCUCGACUGUACACAAUAUGUCUGCCGGUAGUGGCUGGCGACGUGAAUUCUUGGGUGCAUGGAAUUAUUCACUCUACUACACCUUCAAUGCAGCACUAGUUAUUUUCGGCUCUCUCAUCGUGGCAUUGAAGGAGCGUGACCGCAACCCGUCAGCCUGGUUAAUGGUUAGCCAUUCCCGGCCCUAUAUUGACACCGCGGCUGAAGCACUGCGUCAGCUUGACCCGGGAAACCCUGUUGUUGAGCGGUGUCAUGAAUACCUUUCGCAGCUAUCUGCAAUAUUGGACCCUCUAAGUUAG
Messenger RNA from Penicillium canariense, 1935 nucleotides. RefSeq names its product fungal specific transcription factor domain-containing protein. Gene Ontology annotation, cellular component: nucleus. The coding region runs from base 1 to 1935 and encodes 644 amino acids. Gene Ontology annotation, molecular function: RNA polymerase II cis-regulatory region sequence-specific DNA binding; zinc ion binding; DNA-binding transcription factor activity, RNA polymerase II-specific. The transcript has 7 exons. Lineage: Eukaryota; Fungi; Ascomycota; Eurotiomycetes; Eurotiales; Aspergillaceae. The record is from RefSeq and is a predicted model, not a curated record. Gene Ontology annotation, biological process: DNA-templated transcription; positive regulation of transcription from RNA polymerase II promoter by galactose.